AUUUUUGUCUGUGUGUAGAAAUGGUGAAGACAUCGUACGUCGUAUCGUAAUUUGUCACACGUCUGAUUCUUUGAUUUGAAGGCGGAAGCCGAGGAUAAUUUUGUUCCAACUGGAUCGCGACUCGUAAGAAUUCUGGUGAUAAGUGCGAAAAUUGAUAUGUCUUACUGUGAUAAUUAAGGAAAAACGAAGCGCUACAACCAUUUGGCCGGAUCAACAUCGUUUCCUGUGCAGUGCAAAUCACCCGAAAAUGUUCUCGCCGAAACGUUGUUUACUCGCAACGUUCAUAUUCCUGCUUUCGAUAACAUUCAGUACGGAAUUCUAUUUACCGGGUCUUGCGCCGGUCAACUAUUGUAUAAAGUCGGAGUCGACGGAACCAUGCAAGUCCGAAGUUAUUCUCUACGUCAAUCGGCUUAAUACAGAAGAAUCGGUGAUUCCGUAUGAGUAUACGCAUUUCGAUUUUUGUCCCAUAAAAGUGGAAAAUUCUCCCGUGGAAAAUCUUGGACAAGUUGUCUUUGGCGAACGCAUACGACCAGGUCCAUACAAAAUAGAAUUCCUUAAAGAAUUAAAAUGCGGGAAGGUGUGCACCAAGUCAUACAUUGGAGGCGAUCCCGAGAGCGACCGUCGUUUAAUGGGUCUGAAGAAGGGCAUAAGUCUAAACUAUCAGCAUCAUUGGAUAGUUGAUAAUAUGCCGGUAACGUGGUGUUAUCAACUUGAGAACAAUAACCAAUAUUGCAGCACUCGAUUCCCGAUGGGUUGCUUUGUUCGCAGCUCUCCCGAUGGAGAAGAGAAUUGUCCGAUUAAUCCAGCCUAUAAUAAGCGUGGUGUUUACUAUCCCUUUAAUCAUGUUGAGCUGACCAUAACAUAUCAUAGUGCAGCAAGUGAAGAAUGGGGUGUAGGCUUACAUAACAAAGGGGGCCGUAUUAUAUCAACGAAGGUUUUUCCAUUUUCGAUAAAUCAUAGAAAUCCCGACCAGCUAGACUGUGAAUCUCGUGAUUCACCUAUUGAAAUUCCUGCUAGUAAUUUACCACCAGGAGAGAAAUUGAACAUCACAUACACAUACACCGUUCGUUUCCUUGAGGAUAAUAAAAUAAAAUGGUCGUCUCGUUGGGAUUAUAUUUUAGAAUCAAUGCCGCAUACAAACAUUCAAUGGUUCAGUAUUUUGAACUCUUUGGUGAUCGUUCUUUUCCUUUCGGGUAUGGUUGCGAUGAUCAUGCUUCGAACACUCCAUAAGGACAUUGCACGUUAUAACCAAAUGGAAUGCGGAGAAGAUGCUCAGGAAGAGUUCGGCUGGAAAUUAGUACACGGAGAUGUAUUCCGUCCACCUCGUAAAGGAAUGUUACUUUCAGUUCUGUUGGGAUCAGGAGUUCAAGUAUUUUGCAUGACAUUGGUGACAUUAGCAUUUGCUUGCCUUGGAUUUCUGUCACCAGCAAAUCGUGGUGCCUUAAUGACAUGCGCCAUGGUCUUAUAUGUUCUUCUAGGAACUCCAGCCGGGUAUGUGUCGGCUCGAAUUUAUAAAAGCUUUGGUGGCAUCAAAUGGAAAAGUAAUGUAAUUUUGACUUCGAUGCUCAGUCCAGGGGUGGUGUUUGGAUUAUUCUUUGUGAUGAAUUUGAUUCUUUGGAGUAAAGGAAGUUCAGGAGCAGUGCCAUUCAGUACUUUAGUGGCUUUGUUGGCUUUGUGGUUUGGUGUUUCAGUUCCACUUACGUUUGUUGGAGCUUAUUUCGGAUUUAGAAAACGGGCUUUCGAGCACCCGGUUCGAACAAACCAAAUACCUCGCCAAAUACCCGACCAGUCGAUCUAUACGCAGCCAAUUCCAGGCAUUGUAAUGGGAGGCGUCCUUCCGUUCGGUUGCAUAUUCAUCCAACUUUUCUUCAUUCUGAACUCGAUUUGGUCAAGCCAAAUGUAUUACAUGUUCGGUUUCCUUUUCUUGGUUUUCCUAAUUCUUGUUAUAACUUGUUCUGAAACAACAAUUUUACUUUGCUAUUUCCAUCUGUGCGCUGAAGACUACCACUGGUGGUGGCGGUCAUUCUUGACAUCAGGAUUUACUGCCGUUUAUUUGUUCAUUUACUGCUGUCACUACUUCGUGACGAAACUAUCAAUAGAAGAUGCAGCUUCAACAUUUUUGUAUUUCGGAUAUACGGCAAUAAUGGUAUUCUUAUUUUUCCUUCUAACCGGAGCCAUAGGAUUCUUUGCAUGUUUCUGGUUCAUUCGAAAAAUAUACAGUGUAGUGAAAGUUGAUUAAGUACUAAUGAAUUUUAUUACGCGCACAUGAUAACGAAAUGAAUGUUUUUAUGUUCAAAAUCUGGGAUAAAGUGAGAAGAAGAAAAUAUGAAGCAGACUUCAUAAAUGUCGGGGGCGAUCUUGUUGAAUAAAAUUUAAAACGUGAUUAAAAAUAACAUUGAGGAAAACUAAAUCGUAUCGAGAUCAGAUCACAACAUAUAAAUAUUAAUUUAUCAGUGUACAUUUAAUGGAUAGAGUCAAUAAUUACCUAGAAUUUAUUAAUUUUUACAUAAUUAUAAAUAAUGAUGAUUGUGUUAGCAUUAUUAUUUCUUAAGAAUAUGAGAGACUAAGAUGGUAUGUCCUGAUAUGAAAAUGUUUAUUUCUUGUCUUAUUAUUUAUGACAAUCUAAUAAAUUAUAUUGCUUAAGAAAGGA
Molecule: messenger RNA, 2650 nt
Organism: Hermetia illucens (black soldier fly)
Lineage: Eukaryota; Metazoa; Arthropoda; Insecta; Diptera; Stratiomyidae
Gene: TM9SF2
Product: transmembrane 9 superfamily member 2
Exons: 6
Coding region: 248-2239 (663 amino acids)
Biological process (GO): protein localization to membrane
Cellular component (GO): membrane
Source: RefSeq, a predicted model, not a curated record